CUUCAUCGCUUCAAGUCCUAGCUAAUCCUCACGCAUAUCUGCUCCUAAUACACUUUGGACUACUUCUAAACUAUUGCCAAAGGAAGUUUGCAAUCUCCUCAAGUACUUCCUCGGCCUCCGACAAAAAUUCAGCGAUACUCUCUUCUCGCUGAUCGACUUGCCGCCAACAGACGGGAUUGCCACCCACAGCCGGCUUGAACCGCAUUCUCAACAUACAAAGUGGAUUUAUUCUGGGCCGAGAAACGUGCGUUGGACGGGGAGGCAGGGAAAGCAGAGCGUCAGAAAAUGUUUCACCAAACUUCAACCGCGGCCCCUGCGUUAAGCCCCAAGUUUUGUUUCAAUGAAAGGGCACUCCGAGAAUUCCUGCGCCUCUCACGAUCGACGAUAGAUGAUUCGAUCACACAGAAUCUUAAUGCAUUGUAUACUCCGGCGCGGGAUGGUUUCGACCCCUCCUCAACGGCCGCCCGCCAGAUAGACCCCACGGCGGAGCGAACAAUCGACCCGGCAGCCUGCGAAGGCUUCAAGAAUAAAGUGCUGUUCCCGUCAUGGCAGGCGCGGUCAGACGUGCUCAGUUAUUGCGCUGGUGUGGCAACGAGCCCCGACCCGGAAGAUCCGGACCUUCUCCUGCGGGAAGUCGAGUCGGCUAAGGACCGCGAGCGCGUGGUCGACGAAAGACUCGAUCCUUACUCUGCGCGGUUCUUCCCUCGCGAACCACGCACGGAAUCCCUGGCAUACCUCGUUCGGUAUCAAAGAAGCGUUGAAGAUAUCAUUCGUGCGCGGACCUGGGGUCUUGUGACGGAGCGAUGCGAAAGCUCAUCAGAGAGCUGGGAGGAAGCGCUGAAUAAGUGGCGCGAAAGCAAACAACGACCAGUGAGGGACUUGUAAGAUUGUCCUUGGUUCCAGUCGAUGGAGUCUCGCUUGGGAGUCU
Messenger RNA from Aspergillus fijiensis CBS 313.89, 928 nucleotides. Its product is annotated as MIX23 family protein. The coding region runs from base 286 to 885 and encodes 199 amino acids. The transcript has 2 exons. Lineage: Eukaryota; Fungi; Ascomycota; Eurotiomycetes; Eurotiales; Aspergillaceae. The record is from RefSeq and is a predicted model, not a curated record. Gene Ontology annotation, cellular component: mitochondrion; mitochondrial intermembrane space.